Phaeoacremonium minimum UCRPA7 is the source of this 1251-nucleotide messenger RNA. RefSeq names its product putative aminotransferase class-iii protein. The record is from RefSeq and is a predicted model, not a curated record. Bases 1 to 1251 code for a protein of 416 amino acids. NCBI's taxonomy places the organism in Eukaryota, Fungi, Ascomycota, Sordariomycetes, Togniniales, Togniniaceae. Gene Ontology annotation, molecular function: transaminase activity; pyridoxal phosphate binding. The transcript is spliced from 3 exons.
AUGUCAACGACUAAGGCUCUGGAAGAGGCGAGGGUCAACUUCGCCAGCAGCAACCCGGGAAGUGAGAAAGUUUUCAAAGAGAACCUCUUGGGAUUGCCUGGUGGUGUGACGAGGGGUGGCCUCUACUUUCACCCCUUUCCUAUCAUCCUCACCAAAGGUGAAGGAGUUCAUGUCUGGGACGCUGAUGGUCGCAAAUACCUCGACUUCUGCGGCGAGUAUGCCGCGGGACUUUUUGGUCACAACCAUCCGGUGAUCUCCAAGGCCAUGAUCGAUGCUAUCCAACACGGUACAGCACUAGGUGGCGUCAACCCAGCUGAGGGAAAGGCUGCAUCACUCCUUUGUGCCAGGUUCGAAAGCAUGGACAAAGUGCGAUUUUGCAACUCUGGCACGGAGGCCGAUCAGAUGGCCUUCCAGCUUGCCCGGGCAUAUACCGGACGAAACAAGCUCAUGCUGUUCGAGGGUGGUUACCAUGGUGCCCUGGCGUCGUUCGUUGUAAAGCCUGUACCCGGUGUCAAGUCGAUGAAUAUCCCUGUCGAUAUAGUCGUUGCCGAUUACAACGAUGUAGAAGGCACCCGAGCCCUCAUCCGGCAACAUCAAGACGAUCUGGCAUGUGUUGCCCUUGAGCUCAUGCAAGCUGCCGGGGGUUGUUUACCUGCUACCACCGAAUUUGUCCAGAUGCUACGGGACGAAACUAGCGCAAGUGGUGCACUUCUUCUAUUCGACGAGGUUGUAACAAGCAGAUCCGCGUAUGGUGGCCUUCAGAGCCGGCUUGGCAUAAAGCCUGAUUUGACGACUGUCGGAAAGUGGAUUGGCGGAGGUAGCUGUAACUUCGGUGCCUUUGGUGGCAGUGCCAAAGUCAUGGAUCUGCUAGACCCAACCAAGUCAGGUUCAAUCUCCCACAGCGGCACAUUUAACAACAAUAUGAUCACGAUGCAGGCCAUGUGCGCCUGCCUUGGAGAUGUAUUCACUGAGCAGGAAGCCGCGAGAUUGUGGGAUCUGGGUGAAUACCUGAAGGAUGGGAUUAAUAAGGCUGCGAGUGCCUCCAAUGUCAACAUGCAGGCGACCGGGUGCGGCAGCACACUUACGAUCCACUUCACCCGGAAUAGACUUCGCUCUCGAGCUGAUCUCAAAUCAGUCAAUCACGACUUGACAACCUUGUUCUACCUUGAUAUGCUGCAGAAAGAGCACGCCGAUGUACUUAUCGCUGCUAUAAAAGACUUCAUCGAAGAGAGAAAAGAGCUUGUGAUUUAA